UUGGAGCCACGUGUUCCAGGAAUGGCUGGGUACACCACGGCGAUACAAUAUAAAGGCAACGUCAAUCACCUUCUCACACUUUUUAAUAGCUCCCCUCCAUGACUCUCAUUCUCCAUCACUAGAAACUUAAGAUUAAAGGAACUUUACUAUAUUUCGAGUAGAGUUUAAUCCCCUAAAAUGGAUCUCCUUCAUAGCAAUGGCGUGCUUAUCAUUCAGCAUUUACAGAGGGACUACAGGGCUUACCAGGAUUUCCUUAAUUUUAUGUCACAUGUUGGCGACCCCCGGAAUAUAUUCUCAAUUUAUUUUCCUCUUUGGUUUCAGCUCAACCAAGUGGUUGGUACUAAAAUGAUAUGGGUGGCAGUCAUUGGUGAUUGGUUCAACCUCAUAUUUAAAUGGAUUUUGUUUGGGCAUCGCCCGUACUGGUGGGUGCAAGAAACAAUGAUUUAUCCCAAUCAGUCAAGCCCAUGCCUUGAGCAGUUUCCUAUAACAUGUGAAACUGGACCAGGAAGCCCAUCUGGACAUGCCAUGGGAUCUUCCUGUGUCUGGUAUGUAAUGGUCACAGCAGCACUUAGCUACACAGUUAGGUGGAAAGAUAAAUCAGCAGUUACCCUUCACAGAUUGACAUGGUCAUUCCUCUGGAGUAUUUUUUGGAUUAUCCAGAUCAUUGUGUGCAUCUCAAGAGUAUUUAUAGCAACACAUUUCCCUCAUCAAGUUAUUCUUGGAGUAUUUGCUGGCAUUCUUGUGGCAGAAGCAUUUGAGCAUACCCCUGCUAUUCAGACAGCAAGCUUGAGAAUGUACAUCAAGACAAACUUGUUUCUUUUCAUCUUUGCCCUUGGCUUUUAUCUGGUCCUCAAGCUUCUUGAUAUUGACUUGCUAUGGUCUGUUCCAAAGGCCAAGAAGUGGUGUGCCAACCCAGACUGGAUAAACAUUGACACAACUCCAUUUGCUGGACUGGUGAGGAAUUUAGGUGCACUCUUUGGCUUAGGUCUUGGAAUUAAUUCUGAAAUGUUCAUCACAAGCUGCAAAGGUAAAAAUAGCUGUAAAAUAAGUUUCCGCGUAUUUUGUAUAGCUGCUUCUUUAGCUAUGCUGCAACUGUAUAAUUUCAUUAAGAUCCCUACUCAUACUGAGUAUUUGUUCUACAUUCUCUCGUUUUGUAAGAGUGCAGCUAUGCCUCUGACUGUAGUUGCCUUGGUUCCAUACUGUGUCCACUCAUUAAUGAGGACAACUGAAAAGAAACUUAAUUAG
Chroicocephalus ridibundus (black-headed gull) is the source of this 1245-nucleotide messenger RNA. It is a transcript of the gene G6PC2, whose product is annotated as glucose-6-phosphatase catalytic subunit 2. Gene Ontology annotation, molecular function: glucose-6-phosphatase activity. Gene Ontology annotation, biological process: gluconeogenesis; glucose 6-phosphate metabolic process. The coding region runs from base 178 to 1245 and encodes 355 amino acids. Gene Ontology annotation, cellular component: membrane. The transcript is spliced from 5 exons. The record is from RefSeq and is a predicted model, not a curated record. Lineage: Eukaryota; Metazoa; Chordata; Aves; Charadriiformes; Laridae.